Messenger RNA from Notolabrus celidotus (New Zealand spotty), 6305 nucleotides. RefSeq names its product mucin-2-like. Bases 1 to 6168 code for a protein of 2055 amino acids. Lineage: Eukaryota; Metazoa; Chordata; Actinopteri; Labriformes; Labridae. The record is from RefSeq and is a predicted model, not a curated record. Gene Ontology annotation, molecular function: protein binding. The transcript is spliced from 45 exons. Gene Ontology annotation, cellular component: extracellular matrix.
AUGAGGUGGAGCUGUGUGUGGUUGUGUGUCCUUGCAUUGUCUGUUUCCAGUGUCAUUGAUAUCCAAGCCAGACAGGUUAACAACCAUGUCAGCAGUAUCUGUAGCACAUGGGGCAGAGAGCACUUCAAGACGUUUGAUGGUGACGUGUUCCAGUUCCCUGGUAUGUGUGAAUACAACCUGGCCUCUGACUGCCACGGCGCCUACCAGGAGUUCUCGGUUCACAUGAAGAGGAAGGAGGUUGAUGGAAACCCUACAGUCAGUCAUGUGGUGGUCACCAUCAAUGAUCUGUCAUUCCACCUCAGCAAGAGCCUGGUCACCGUCAAUGGCCUCCCAGUCCGCAUGCCGUAUUAUAAUUCAGGAGUACAAGUGGAAAAAAAUGCAGUUUACAUCAAGCUUCAAUCCAAAGUUGGCAUUGUUGUCAUGUGGAAUGGUGAUGAUGCAGUCAUGGUGGAACUGGAUGCUGACUAUGCUAACCAUACUUGUGGACUUUGUGGAGACUUCAAUGGUGUUUCUGUCUAUGAUGAAUUCAUUCACAAUGGUCGCAGAAUCAGCCCCAUUGAGUUUGGCAACACUCAGAAAGUCCAUCGCCCAAAUGAUGACUGUGAAGACCCUUAUGAAGAGGAAGACGAAUCACAGGAGGCUGUGGCUGUGCCAGAGUCAUGCAAGGAGUUUGAAACCACCUGUGACCAGCUGCUGCGCUCAGAGUCCUGGAGCUCCUGCACCAACCAGAUUAACCCUGAACCUUACAUCCAGGCCUGUGUGCAGGACAUGUGUGGCUGCAACAACAGAUCAGAUGACUUUUGCGUCUGCAGCACGCUGUCCGAGUUCUCACGACAGUGCUCCCAUGCUGGAGGGGAGCCUCCCAACUGGAGGACACCUCAGUUCUGUGCUAAACAGUGCCCAUUUAACAUGGUUUAUGAAGAGAGUGGUUCCCCUUGCAUGGAUACAUGCACACAUCAAGACACAAGUUCGCUGUGUGAGGAACACAAGAUGGAUGGCUGCUUCUGUCCUCUUGGAACUGUGUUUGAUAACAUCUCCUUAAGAGGAUGCAUUGCUCAAUCUAAGUGUCAGUGCAAACACGACAGAAUCUAUGACUCCGGGGAGGUUUACCGACAGGACAGAGAGGAAUGUACGUGUUUUCAGGGUAGAUGGGCUUGUAAGAGCCUUCAAACACCUUCUACAUGUGCAGUUGAAGAGGGUUCACAUGUCACUACUUUUGAUGGGAAAGCCUACACCUUCCACGGAGACUGUUACUACACCCUAGCCAAAGAUGAUUCAAGUCCAAAGUUUACCAUCCUGGCCCAGCUGGCCCCAUGUGCAAAUCAGAAGUUUGACACAUGUCUGAAGACCCUUAAACUUGUGCUCAACAAUGACAGAAACAAUGUGUUGAUGUUCACUGCUGAUGGCACAGUAAAGCAGAAUAUGCAGACCAUCAGUUUACCAUACAACUCAGGUGACAUCAACAUAUUCCAUGCUUCGUCCUUUCACAUCUUGCUCCAGACCACCUUUGGUUUGAGAAUUCAAAUCCAGCAUGUGCCUCUCAUGCAGGUCUAUGUCAGCCUGCAACAGAGCUACAGAGCAAAGACACGAGGUUUGUGUGGGAACUACAACAUGGUCCUGUCUGAUGACAUGAAAACUCCUCAGGGGAUUGUUGAAGGAACAGCAGCCACUUUUAUUAACUCCUGGAAAGCUAACCUGAUGUGCAGAGAUAGAGAAGAAAGACUGGAUGACCCCUGUUCCCUCAGUGUGGAAAAUGAGAAUUAUGCCAGACACUGGUGUGCCUUACUACUGAGCCCUAGUAGUGAAUUCGCUGGGUGCCAUUCAGUGGUGGAUGCUGAGCUGUUCCAUGAGAGAUGUAUUUACGCUAGUUGCAACUGUGAGAAGAGUGAGGACUGCCUAUGUGCUGUUUUGUCCUCCUAUGCACGAGCCUGUGCAUCAAAGGGAGUGUUUUUGACUGACUGGAGAGAGAACGUGUGUGAUAAAUACUCAAGGAACUGCCCAGCAUCACAGACCUUCUCUUACAAGCAUCAGAGAUGCCAGCUGACAUGCAGAUCCCUUGGCUCUAUGGAGCAGGGCUGCACGUCUGACUUCUUGCCCGUGGAUGGCUGUUCCUGCUCUGAGGGUCUCUACCUUAAUGAUAUUGGCAUUUGUGUCCCCGUGGAAAAGUGUCCCUGCUACCAUAAUGAAGCUUACAUCAAGCCAGGAAAGUCCAUCAGCAUCAAAGAUGAACACUGUGUGUGUACUAAUGGAGUGCUUCAUUGCCAUUCUUGGAGAUCCCGCUCAUCUGUAUUCUUCAACUGCUCGACAGCGGGCACAGGGGAGCUCGGACUACAGUGUACUAGGACUUGUUCAAAUCUUGACAACGAUGAUUGUGACUCCACAGAGUGUGAAUCUGGAUGCCAGUGUCCAACUGGCCUUCUUGAUGAUGGCAGAGGUUCUUGUGUGAAAGAACAUGCAUGCCCAUGUCAGCAUGGUGGCCGCUUCUAUGUCCCAGGAACGACAAUUCCUAACCAGUGUAACACCUGUACCUGCAGAAGUGGAAAAUGGGAGUGCACAGAAGAAAAAUGUCCAGGAACUUGCAUUAUUUAUGGGAGUGGUCACUACAACACGUUUGAUCAGAUAACAUAUGGGUUCCAAGGACAUUGUGCCUAUGUUGCUGUCAAGAACAAUUGUGGGAAUAAAACGGCACAGGAAAACUUUGGAGUUUUCACAGAAAAUGUGCCAUGUGGAUCUACUGGCACCACAUGCUCCAAAACCGUCAGAAUCCAACUUGGGCGUACAGAAGUCAAACUUUCAAAGGGUAAAUACGAAGAGGUGGACCUGGGACAUGGCUCUUCAAUUCAGUACAGAAUAAGGACAGUUGGCUUGUAUUUGGUAGUGGAAUCUGCCAUAGGUCUAACAGUAAUAUGGGAUCGCAAAACAACUGUCCGCACCGUCCUGGACCCAAAGCACAGCGGAGAAGUGUGUGGUCUGUGUGGAGAUUUUGAUGGAAAUGGACAGAAUGACUUUACCACCCAGGGUCAGCUCAUAGUGAGCAAUGUGUUAGAAUUUGCAAACAGCUGGAAAGUGUCAAGCAACUGCCCGGAUGUAGAUACAAGCGUUGACGCUUGUGGAGCAAGACCAAAUCGACAUCACUGGGCAAAAAUGAUGUGCAGCAUUAUAACUGGAGAAACAUUCAAACACUGCCACAGCCAGGUAGCACCUCGUCCCUUUUAUGAAAACUGUGUGAAAGACUCAUGUGCUUGCGACUCUGGAGGAGACUGCGAGUGUUUCUGCACAGCAGUUGCAGCUUAUGCUCAGGCUUGUAAUGAGGCUGAAGUUUGUGUUUCAUGGAGAACUCCAGAAAUCUGUCCUGUCUUUUGUGAUUACUACAACAGUCCUGAUGAUUGCAAGUGGCACUACAACCCUUGUCACACACCUUGCUUCAAGACCUGUUUAAAUCCAGAAGGACAAUGUAGCAACCAAAUACCCAACCUGGAAGGCUGUUACCCUGUAUGCCCUGAAGAUAAGCCUAUAUUUGACACUGUGACCCAGAUGUGUGUUGAGGAAUGUUCAGGUUGCUUUUACAAUGGGACCAGAUAUGAGGAGGACGAAGUUAUUUACGACGUGACUGAUAAUAUGGGAAUCACCACACAAACCCACACUACACCUUGCCUCUGUAUAUUCAAUGGAAAGCAUUAUUUGCCAGGGGAAGUCAUAUUUGACAUGCUACCCAUUGGAUCAGGAGUGUGUCUCACAAUGAUAUGUUCUGAUAUUUGUGAGAUUAAGAACCAGACAGAUAUUUGUGGAACCACAACAAUGCCUACAACAAUGCCUACAACAAUGCCUACAACAAUGCCAACAACAAUGCCUACAACAAUGCCUACAACAAUGCCUACAACAAAACCUCCUGUACCUACCUGCCCUGAAUGGGAUUUAGUGCAAAAUGAGACAUUCAUCAUUUGCAACUGCACCAUGGCCAGAUGCAUUGAAAACAACACGAUUGAAAUUAUUCCAUAUGAAUGUCCUCCCAUUGAGAACAUCACUUGUACAAAUGGAAAGAAACCAGUUCUUGUGUAUGAUGAGUACUACUGCUGCCAACAUUACGCUUGUGACUGUGUAUGUGAGGGUUGGGGAGAUCCUCACUAUAUCACAUUUGAUGGAUUGUACUACAGUUAUCAAGGAAACUGUACUUACGUCUUAAUGGAAGAGAUUACACAAAAACAUGGCUUGAAGAUUUAUAUCGACAACGUCUUAUGUGAUCCAACUGAAGAUGUUUCCUGUCCACGAUCAAUAAUUGUAUCAUAUGGAACUCAAGUGAUCACACUCAUGAAUCAUAAUCUUCUUGGAGCAGCACAGUUAGAGGCGCUCAAAGAUAGAGUACUGUUGAGGCUACCCUAUUCACAACAAGGUGUUAAGGUUAUGACUUCUGGCCUUACCUUAAUUGUGGAGAUCCCUCGUCUGGGUGUUGUCAUUACAUUUGGAAUAACUGGCUUUAGUGUCACCCUUCCAUUUCAAAACUUUGGAAGUAACACACAGGGUCAUUGUGGAACAUGCAAUAACAACCAGGCUGAUGACUGUAUGCUGCCUGGAGGCCAGCUAAUUGAAAACUGUGCAGUGAUGGCUGAUUAUUGGCCUGCAAAACACAUUUACCAACCCAACUGCCAAAUACCACCUGUACUACCCACUGAUAUACCCGAACCCCCUCCAACCAUAACUCCAUGCAAUCCUGACUCCAUAUGUGACCUGAUCAAGAGCAGUCUCUUUGCACAGUGCCACCCCUUUGUCUCUCCUGAUAAUUUCUACCAAGGUUGCGUUUUCGAUACCUGCCAUGUUUCAAACCCAGCAGUAGAAUGCACAAGUUUGCAGACUUAUGCUGCUGCCUGUGCUCAGGCUGGAGUUUGCCUUCACUGGAGGAACCACACCACACUGUGUGCCAGUGACUGCCCACCAAACAAAGUUUACAAGCCAUGUGGCCCUGCAGAACAGCCAACCUGUGAUGACAAUCCUAACGAACCAACCAUGAACUACACCACUGAGGGCUGCUUUUGUCCUGAUGGGAUGAAACUCUUCAACAAAGAUUCUGGCAUAUGUGUUAAUAAGUGUGGUUGCCUUGAUCCCGAGGGUAAUCCUCGUGAGUUCAAUGAGAUAUUUGAGUACAAAUGCCAAAACUGCAUCUGUGAUGAGUCUACAAAGACUGUGAUAUGCAAGCCAAAGGUGUGCCCAGCACCACCUUUCAUAAACUGCACCCUUCCCGGGUUUGUCCUCGUUAACAAAACGAAUCCUUCAGACCACUGCUGUUCAGUGUUUGUUUGUGAAUGUCACAGCAACAAUUGUCCACCCAUGAAUAGGAACUGCCCGGUUGGAUAUUUGCCAAAUAUCUAUCUUCCUGAGGGAAAAUGCUGUCCAGAACAUAAAUGUGAGCCCAAAAGAGUCUGUGUCCACAGAGAAGUUGAAUACCAGCCUGGUUCUUCAGUUCCUGGGCCUGUAUGUCAGGACUGCACCUGCACAAAUGAGGUUGAACCCAAAUCUGGUCUAUUCAAGAUAUCCUGCCAGUAUCAGCAAUGUAAAGAAGACUGUGACAUGGGAUAUGAAUACGUGGAAGCUGAUUACGAUGAAUGCUGUGGGAAGUGUGUACAGACACAAUGUAUCCUAAAUUUGAAUGGUACCAAGAAGCUCCUCGCAGAAGGAAAAACCUGGUCACCACCUGAGGAUAAGUGUGAGCACUACACCUGUGUUAAAAACGAUGAGACUUUGACUACAACCAGCUCACAUGUUAUCUGCCCACCAUUCCAGCUGAGCAACUGCCAACCUGACACAGUCCAGACCGCAGCAAACGGCUGUUGUAAAAUAUGUGUGGAGAAGGAAAAAGCCUGUAAAAUAGGUUCCAUGAAAACACAUGUAAUACAUAGGGGCUGUCAGUCUCAACGGGAGGUAGACAUGCCAUAUUGUGAAGGAUCCUGCAACACUUUCACCAGAUACUCUGAAGUAGCAGCUGUCAUGCAGCAUUCAUGCUCCUGCUGUAAGGAGACACGCUUCAGCAAUCGGACUGUUGACUUACACUGCCUGAAUGGAGAUGUGGUCCCUUACUCGUACAUGCAUGUGGAGGAGUGUGGCUGUACUAACACUGACUGCACCAGAGCUGCUGCUCUACAUGCUCGCAAGAGGAGAAGCUUCACACUGGUGUAAUAAAACAGACACGGGAUGAAAAAGUUCUUACCCAUGUUAUUGUAACAGUCAUUAUAUAGCAUAUAAAGUAAUCACCAAUGUAGAGAUAUUAUUUAUCACAGUGUUUAUCAGUUCAUCAAAUAAAAAUGCAGCAACUA